AUGCAUAUGCCUCCCAAACAAACACACUGCACACACACACACACAGACUCGGUCAUUGAUGCCAACGCCCAUAUCGACACAGAUACCCACGUGCAGUUUCACAUACAUGUAUGUUCCCUUGGAGGUUCUUCUGGGUCUGCUUCCACACCAAUAUGCACAUCCCUAGAGGACACAGAGACACACAGGUCUAAUCAUUCUUCCUUAGAUAAAUACACAGGCAGGGGAUCCCAAGCACACUUUUGUGUGCUCCAAAUCAGCAAACAUGCCACGUGUAGUAGUCAUGGUCCCACUGCUACCUCAGUGCUACGUAAGGGCAGGCUCAUACCCUGA
Molecule: messenger RNA, 330 nt
Organism: Pipistrellus nathusii (Nathusius's pipistrelle)
Lineage: Eukaryota; Metazoa; Chordata; Mammalia; Chiroptera; Vespertilionidae
Source: the annotation of a GenBank genome assembly